This is a messenger RNA of Glossina fuscipes, 4837 nucleotides long. RefSeq names its product E3 ubiquitin-protein ligase arkadia-C. The record is from RefSeq and is a predicted model, not a curated record. NCBI's taxonomy places the organism in Eukaryota, Metazoa, Arthropoda, Insecta, Diptera, Glossinidae. The transcript has 7 exons. Bases 641 to 4426 code for a protein of 1261 amino acids.
AUAAUUCAGAUAUAUUAAGUAAUAUACAUAAAUACAUAAUUGAAAGAGCCACUUUUUUGUAUUUGUGUGCUUAAAAUUUGUAUACCCGUUUCUUUCUCAUAAUUGCCUGCCUUUAUUAUGGAAGUAAUUUUUCAUUACACAAAAAGAAAUAUGCUCAAAUAUUCGGAAGUGCAGUGAAUAUUUAAACGUGUGGUCAUAAAAUAUUAAUUUGUGUUAUUUAUAUAGAAACUAAUCAUUUUUGUGAAAAUAUUACAAUAGUUUUUAAAUUGGAAUAUUAAAUUAAGAAUAUAUUCUUGUUGGUUCCUAUAUAUCUCUCCUCCGUUGCUCUAAUAUUGACGGUUUUUUGUUAUGCUUUAGCAUCAUUACUUCGUAUUGACUGAAUAGACUAAAAAUUGAGUAAUUAAGAUAUUCUUUAUUUAACUAGGAUUUUGUGAAUCAUUCAUAGUUUUUCCUGUUGCAAAUUGGGUACAACUUGAUGUGUUUCUGAUUAUGAGAUCUUCCUCCUUCAGCUGUCUGGUUUGGUAUUUGUCUUCUUAUUUACCCUCAUCUUGUGAUGUUUAUUAACUGAGGUUCGUUUUUAAGUAGAGCUGCCAGAGUUUAUUUGUUAAGUGCGAAUUUUGAAAAAUAUACUCACAUAGUUAUGGACAAUGAACCUGAAAACAUAGAUCAACAAUCGAGAGCACUCCAAAGAAAUAUUUUAGAUUCUGAUGAUGUGGUGGCAUCAUCUUCGACGGGAUCCUCAUCACUGAUGUCUCAAACAGCAGGACAACAGCAUCAAUGCGAUCAACUUCGGCAUGCACAUCAACAUCAUCACCAUCAUCAACAUGUUUAUCCUCAAUAUAAUGCUUUGAUUAUUGAUUCACCAAAUACUUGGUCUGGAGGAACUAAUGAAGACUUAACGCAACUGAACGAGUUUCUUGAGGAGCCACAAUUAAGUCGUGUCUGUUUACGGCCCUAUCAACAACAUCCAUCACAACAGCCGCACACUCAACCACCUCCUUCGCCUUCACUCCACCAUUUACAUCAACACCACUAUGAGCAGCAUAUGCAUCAUCAGUUUAGUGGUACACCUCAGCGUACUUGUGCUGCGUAUUUAGCGCCAAUCGUGCCGCAUUCUACUUAUAAUUCAAACCAAUAUCAAGCCUAUCACGUUUAUGAAGACGAAUAUGCUUCACCGGUGGUAGCUACAGCGGCGGCGCCAUCUCUACCACCACCUCCUCCACCGCUGCCGUUAGCAGCAUCAACACCCGCAACUCCCCACUUAGCUAAUGUUACAGACAAUAAUGAUUCGGGCUUAGAAAUUCCUGAUGCUUCUUCUACUUUUGAAACGGAAUCAUUGCAUUCUUUGGAUACUGCCACAUCCCAUACUGCCAACGUUCGUCGUACCCCGUGUACUAAUGUAAUAGUCAGUGGCCACAGGGGAGAACUGCUAAGGCUACCACGCCGUGAUAUGGAUUGCCUAAGGGGAGCAAGUCGACAACGAGCGCCCAACAACAGGGACCUCAGCGAGCAAUCAUCGUCGUUGUCGUUUGUUUCGUUUAAUGAUCGUUUGGACGAAGUGGCAUCAACGUCUUCAGUACAAACCACGCAAUCUGAAAGUGACGUAGAUUCAUGCGUUGUGGAAGCGUCUAGUCCAUUACCAGCUGCGUUACCGCACGAUGAUGUCUCUUCCGAAACUGAACAUGUGCAAUUCGCCCAUACUCGUACCACCAACACGACAACUACCACUUCAGCAGCAACCUUAAAGAAACAAAAAUCCACCACUACUAACGUUGUAGGAUCUUCUCCAACGUCGUCCUCUUCAGCUUCCGCUUCGUCUAGCAGAUCAGGUGGUGGUAACGGGAAUAGUACCGAACAUGUAAUUGAUUUGGUGGAAUCUAGCUCAAAUGGCUCCCAAGCACGUUGUUUGAGUGCUGACAAUAACAGUAAUUCACUCAAUCAUUGCGAUGCGGAAGCAGAAACCGUUGCAUGGAAUCUACAUAAGCCAACAGCUCAACAUAAUGAUGAUGUCCCGUCGUGUUCUCAAAAAGCGGAUCGCCGAACUGAAAUGGAAUCGAAACGUCGUUUUCUAGGCGCGGACGAAAAUCGACUGUCAAAAGUUCAAAAAAUUAACGAUAGUAGCUAUAAUCAGCAACAACGAGUACGUACUCAAGGUUCUUCUACUGAGGCUGGAGCUUCUACUUCGAAUGGCUCGUAUGUAAUUACUUAUGCGGGUCAACAUCCGCCUCCAACACGUCGACGGAGAAUAGAAGCGUUAUAUUUGACGGAAAAUAGUCAGUCUAAUACAGAAGAAGCACGUAAUUACACAAUGAAUGUAGAAACAAGAGGAAUGCAAAGUCCUGCCAGCAUGGAUGCGCAACCAUCUACUUCGAAAGGAUAUGGCAAAGUUAGAGUGCAUGAAGGUAAUAAGCAGCCUGUUGUUUUAACCGCACCAGAUUUACAGUUAGACUGCCUUUCGGAUACUACAACUACCACGGAUGGUGAAGAUGACGACGUAGUGUUUGUGCAUUCGAAUCGAGAACCCAUUCUCUCGAUAGACUUAACGGCUGAUGAUGAAACGUCGUCUUCCACUUCUAUAGCCGAAAUGCUGGAAGCACCAGCUGCACGCAGUCAUCCUACAUUUACGGAAAAUGAAAUUAAUUCUCAUGAAUGUACCGGUAAUGGAGGGGAAUUCGAGGGAGUUUAUGGGAUGGGCUUUGUAAGUGAUCCUGAGUUAUUCUCAUCUACAUCGGGUAACAGAGAAACAAGUCGUGAAUGUUGCUCCCAACAGAUGAUGCACACCAAUUUUAUUCAGUCACAUCCUCAUUGGCCAAAUAUGCGUUAUGGCCGAUCAGCGGCGGAAUCCUCUCCAUACGUGCCAAGACGUUUUUUUCCGUCACUGCAAAUUAUGUCUCGUUGGCCUACAACUAGUGCCGAAUUAAAUAGGUCGUCAGCUUCGGUCUGUAAUGCCGCAGUUGUAUCUUGUCCGACAGUUACCAGUACUCAGGAUUCGCCACUGUUGCCCCAAAAUCACAACUCAGAUAGACUUAAUAAUUUAAACCGAGUUCGCCCUGCUUGGCAACCUUUUAGAAUAACCCAAACUGGUAUAUUAGCGAAUGCAACAGCAGCAUCAGCGUGCAAUUCACUGCCAUCUACGACCAACUUUACAGAACCUUCUGAAUCGUACCGAUCGCAGGAGCCUGGCAAUUUGACAACUGCACAACCAACAACUCUGACACUCCCACAGAGAACUCCAUUUCCAGAACCAACUCGCCCGAUCAGACAAAGUCAAGCACAUUUUCUUUCCAGAGAGCCCUUACCCGUGGCAACACUUCAACAGUCCCAGUCUGGUUUUCCUGAGCAAAAUGCUUACGUGAGUCGAAUAGAAUCGACUUAUUCACCAUAUUCAAAUACCAACACAACGAUGGCUUUAGCUCCUAAUACUGAAUGGAAUGGGAGUGGAGCAACAAAUUUUGCUGCUGCCAAUCACGCACUGCAGCUACCUUCCAUUCAUUUGUAUCCGGACAUGCAUGCAUCUUUAAAUAUACGUGGCUUGACGCGAUCCAUUUCCCCACCAACAAUUGCGACGCUCUCAUCGUCGCCAGGUACGAGUAAUAAUGGCAAUCCGUAUUGUGCACAUUUUCUCAAUCAUACGCAUGCUCACGCUCAUACAGGGCAUGCACAUGAUCCACUUGCUCAUACGCACAAUAAUUAUAGCGGGACAACACAUGGCCAUAAUCACUCGUGUCAUCGAUCUGGUAAUAGUCAUGGUGGUCCACCACCUUAUUUGGUGCAUCACAAUCUAUGGGUACGGCAACAGAGUGUCCAGGAAUUACAUCGACGUCAUAUGACUCCCACACCUAUAGACUUGUCAUCAAACCCCUUGAAUUUAACCAGCAGUUUCCGAUCACGUUUCCAGAUGCCAAACUUAUGUUCAUGCGUUCACGCCCGCAACGGUCCAGUUUCCAGCUUGGAUCCGGCUUACUAUCCUCAUAAUUCGCGGUCUCAGCCUCAGCACAGACGUUCGGCUAUACGACGUCCAUCCAUACAUCAUCACAUGUUCCAUCAUUAUUCUCCAGUGCAUGUAGAAAUUGAUUUGUCAACGCCAAGAAUAUACAUAGGUUCAUCUCUUAGACAUCCCGGAGGCGCGACACUGGAAAUGAUUGAACGCAACACCUUGCCGCAUAAAUAUCGUCGUGUGCGAAGGCCUAGUGAGACAGAUGAUGAUGCUGAAAAGUGUGCCAUUUGUUUGUCGCUAUUUGAGAUAGGCAAUGACGUCAGACGCUUACCUUGCAUGCAUUUGUUCCACACCGACUGCGUAGACCAGUGGUUAGUGACUAAUAAACAUUGCCCCAUAUGUCGCGUGGAUAUAGAAACCCAUUUGAAUAAAGAUGCAUUGAUUGCCACUACCAGCAGCACUAGUAGUUCCAGCGCCAACACAUUAUGAUCAUUAUGAUAUUGCUAAAGUGCCAAUAUACAUAUUGCACAGGUUUGCAUUUCCAAUUCAAUUCUUAAAAAGGCUUAAAUACGUGGAAUCUCUCGUUUCUUAUUUUAAUGUUAGCAUUUUUCUCUUAUCUUUGUUUUCUGCAUAACCAUUAAUAGCGUAUAAAAUUGGAAUUCGCGAUUCUGUUGUAAAGUUUAUUAAACUCUUUAAGUAAUUGUUUUAUUUUCAUAAUUGUUUUCGUUGUUAUUUAAUUCAUUGCAUUGUGUGCCAUAUAAUUUAAUUACAUUUUAAAUAUCUCUUUCGGAAACAUCUAUUAUUUCCUUCACUAAAAUGAAUUAGUAUUCGAAUUUUUGUAUAAUUAUUAAGUUGCUACUUAAGCGCUAGAAUUUAUAUUUAUAUUUGUAUAAAAUACAU